AACCUCCGGAGGCUCCUUUCUUCUUCAUCCUUUUUUCCCUUUAAGAAAAUGGUGGCUCGAGUUUCUUGGGCUGAUCUUCCCAUGGAAAUGCUCUCUUCCAUUGCCAAAAGGCUUGAGGACAGGCAAGACGUUCUCCAUUUUCGAGCUGUUUGUUCAUCCUGGAGGAAGACAGUCCCUUUGCCAAAAAAGUCCUUUCCUUUCUCAAUGAAGCUCCCGUGUGAUACUGAGGAACUAUCCAAUCCUUAUGCCUCCUUCAUUUUAUCACAGUCGAAGGUUUUCCGUCUGGAAAUAGAUGCCGCUGAUGGGUCUGGACGGAGAAGUUGGUUGGUGAAAGUACGAGAACAUGGGGACGACGGAACCUUGUGUUUUUUAAACCCCUUCUCCAUGUAUCCCUUGAAGAAGUUUCCAGAGUCCCUUCCGAAGCUGCUCGACACCCGGUAUUUCCGGAUUUCGGAGGUCACCAAGGUUUUCUCUAUUGAACGGAUUGUCGAACAGAUCAACGACAAAGAGAGCAACGACACCGAGUAUGAGGACGUGGGGUGGAUUUACAAAGCGGAAAUCUGUACGAAUUUCCGAAGGAAACCUUACAUUGCAAUGAUCAAGAAAGGAGAACUCUGGUACAUGAAGGGAGGGACGGGUUACUGGUGUCUCCUCGAUGAAGACGUUGAGUUCCGCGACAUUAUCAACUUCAACGAUACCUUCUACACUAUAGAUAUUUACGGUGUUGUUUCUGGAUACAAUCAGGGUUCUAUGGGUCUGAUUGAAGUCUACCCUCGUCCAUCCAGGCAAAUAUGCGAGGGUGAAAGAUACUUGGUAGAAUCUUGUGGGGAACUUUUCUCUGUCCAUAGGGAAUUCGGUGAGUGCAUCGGAAAGGUGCACUACGACGACGACAUGGAUUGUUUCUAUAAGGAAGAAGGAGUUACUGAGAUUCCGGUUAAUUUCAGGGUGUUCAGAGGUGAUCAGAACGACCUUGGGUUCGAGGAGAGGUGGAGGGAGAUUAGGCAUCUUGGGGAUAGAGUGUUCUUUGUAAGCCAUGAUUGUUCUUUCUCGUUUUCUGCUCGAGAUUUCCCUGGCUGCAGAGGGAAUUGCAUAAUCUUCGUGGAUGAAAUAGAAGAGCCAUUCGCAGAGGAUUGCAAUGGGAAUGAUGAUGAAGAGAACGAAGAUCCUGAGGAACUAAAGAAUGGAAAGGUGGGAUUGUUCUUCAUGGAAGAUCGAAGACAUGCAUCUAUCAUAGAUUUCCCUGAGUACCUGAAAAUAUUCUGGCCACCUCCUUCCUGGCUGAGGUCAAAUCCGAGUCCAUCAGGUCACUGAGCAAGUAGUGUUGCAGAGGAACUUCUAGCAGCACUUCCAACAGAGAAGACCUAAAUUCUGUUUACCUUUUGUGGAAGUAUUUGGAAGCUUUAUGAAUAAAUAAAUAUUGCCUGGUGUUGUUUUGUUGUUUCUAUAUGUAAAGAGCAAGUUGGAAGUUGUUCUUCCACCUUUCUCAGUGUCUUAUUUGUUGUUUAAGGAGUCUUUUAGGACCUAUGUUUUGUCUUGUGUAUGUUGAAAGGUGGGAGCUUCUGCACCACCAAAUUAUGAUGGUUUGCUGUAUCUGUAAGCAGGAUGGUUUUUCUGACUCUGAUGCUUGUCAUCUCUAUUUUAAGGAUUUAGCAGCUUUUUCGCUGCUAAACUUAUAAUAU
This is a messenger RNA of Rubroshorea leprosula, 1679 nucleotides long. The record is from the annotation of a GenBank genome assembly. NCBI's taxonomy places the organism in Eukaryota, Viridiplantae, Streptophyta, Magnoliopsida, Malvales, Dipterocarpaceae.